AUGGUACUUACUAGAUUUGACAUAAAAGACUGUCACUCAGGAGAUACACCCACAGCUAAGGGAGAAAGGUUCGGUCUCAGUCAAUGCCCCAAGACUGAGGUUGAAAAGAAGGAAAUGCAGAAAAUUCCUUAUGCGUCAGCUGUAGGGAGUCUUAUGUAUGCUCAGGUAUGUACCUAUCCAGAUUUGGCGUACAUAGUUGGAAUUUUAGGCAGAUAUUUGAAUAACCAAGGAUUGGAUCAUUGGAAGGCAGCCAAAACGGUUAUGAGGUAUCUUCAGAGAACAAAAGACUACAUGCUCACCUACAGGAAAUUAGAUAAACUUGAGAUCAUUGGGUAUUCUAAUUCUGAUUUCAUUAAAUCCCACAAUAGCAAGAGAUCCACUUCGGGCUAUAUCUAUUUGUUGGCUGGAGGUGCUAUUUCCUAG
Malania oleifera is the source of this 423-nucleotide messenger RNA. RefSeq names its product secreted RxLR effector protein 161-like. Lineage: Eukaryota; Viridiplantae; Streptophyta; Magnoliopsida; Santalales; Ximeniaceae. The record is from RefSeq and is a predicted model, not a curated record. The coding region runs from base 1 to 423 and encodes 140 amino acids. The transcript has a single exon.